GAGCGAUGGUGCUCGGAGCGUCCGGACUCGACGCCGUCUCGGGAUUAACGGAGGAGCGGAUGAAAUGCCGGGGAACAUGAGCAAAGAGGACGCCCCGAGUCGGAGCGCUUCUUUGACUUUCACUAUCGAUAAUAUCCUCAACCUGAAGCAGCGGGACGGAGGAGGAGGAGGAGGCGGCGGAGGCUCGGAGCGCAGGGACGGGGGAUGUAAGAGUGAGUUUCAAGCACGGGGUGAGGAGGCGUGGGACGUCCGGAGGAGGCAGGACAGCGGUUCAGAAGAAGCAGGUAACUCGGAAUUCACAAAGUCAAAUAAGAGGUGCAAAAUUGUCGCAACAAAAACUAUUAAGUGGGAAAAGAAGAGGUGGAGGGAUGCGUAAAAGCUGCACGCUGGGGAAAUCGCGCACGAGUUUUAGUGAUUUAUCUGUUUUUAGUGGAGUUUCUGUGCAUGCUGUGCAAGCAGUAUAGUCUAAAAGUUUACAGUUUCUGCAUGAAGACAAGCUUUCUCGCUUCAUUCGCAGCGCAAAAGAAACCCAGACACGGGGGGAAAACUCCACCGCUGUCCGAUGGCGUCAGUCCCGGGACGCAGAGAGCUCACAGCGCGGAGGACGCAUCCGAGCAGGAGCAGCAGGAGCAGCAGCAGCAGCAGGCCAGCCCGGACACUAAAGCCAUGGUGAAGAAGAAAACGCGCACCAUCUUCUCCAAGCGGCAGAUCUUCCAGCUGGAGGCCACCUUCGACAUGAAGCGCUACCUGAGCAGCUCGGAGAGAGCGUGCCUGGCGAGCUCCCUGCAGCUCACCGAGACCCAGGUGAAGAUCUGGUUCCAGAACCGCAGGAACAAGCUGAAGAGGCAGCUGUCCACGGACAUGGAGGCCCCGCUGGCUGCGGAACAGCUGUCGGAGGCGGCGAAAAACGUGCAAUUACCGACUUUUUACAAAGACAGCAGCGGCGGCGGCGGCGUGCUGGGCGGAUGUUUGUUACCCAUGCCUUUCCCCGUGAUGUACCCGGCUGCCAACAGCGCACCGUACAUCUACUUCUCCAACACUGGCAAAUACUUCGGCCUGUUUGACGCAGACUGACGGUUUGCUCUGUCUGGGAACACAGUGAGG
Messenger RNA from Xyrichtys novacula (pearly razorfish), 1104 nucleotides. NCBI's taxonomy places the organism in Eukaryota, Metazoa, Chordata, Actinopteri, Labriformes, Labridae. The record is from the annotation of a GenBank genome assembly.